Molecule: messenger RNA, 1245 nt
Organism: Microplitis demolitor
Lineage: Eukaryota; Metazoa; Arthropoda; Insecta; Hymenoptera; Braconidae
Exons: 1
Coding region: 1-1245 (414 amino acids)
Source: RefSeq, a predicted model, not a curated record
AUGUCAGAACCACCGAUAAUAGACGUAAACCUCGCACUGAUCGUGAAAAUACGUAAUAUCUUAACACGGUAUUUAAACAAAAUAGCCGGUUUGGUGAAUGCCCAGCAAAUAUCUGAUCUACAAGCAUCAUUACGAUUCGAACGAGUUAAACCCUUGUUUCGCGAAUAUGAAGAACUCGUCAAUGAAUUGAUCGAGGCUCAAAAGACAUCCGACGAGUCCGAACAUUUCGAUCAAGUAUCAAACGCGUAUUAUGGACUUGAAGAACAUCUCACGCCCGAUGAGGCAGAAGUUCCAGUACACAACAGCACGACUAUAGGGAAUACGACUCAAACUGAAAAACAAACUUUACAAAAACUACCAGUCCCACAACUACCUACCUUCUCGGGUGACUAUAACGAGUGGAUAUCUUUUUCAAAUCUCUUUCGGGGUAUUAUUGACAAACGUGACGAUAUCGCCAAUAUUGUAAAAUUUCAAUAUUUGAAAACGUGCGUGAAGGGGGAAGCCGCGCAACGGAUUAUACAUUUACAGGCCUCGGAUGAAAAUUACCAGGUGGCUUGGACCAUCCUGAAAGGAACGUAUGAAUUAAAACGGGUGUUGAGAAAAAAACACAUCGGUGCAAUAUUUGAGCUCAAAAAACCGGAAACGGCCAACCCAGCCACCCUUGGACACAUAUUGAACACAGUCAGACAGAAUUUGACAUCCCUCGAAACUCUCAGAAGCCAACCAGCUCAUGAUUGCUUUAUCUGGCAUCUCGAAAGAAUUUUACCCGAUUCCGUUUCAGAAAAAUGGCAGGAUACUCUCAAACCAGACGAUUCCCCCACUGUCGAGGAUAUGUUUAAAUUUUUGGAAGCAACAAUCUCGCGUAUGCACACUAAAUCCGCGUCCAACACAAAAAAUAGUAAUGCUAACAAACGUACCUUUACCGGUUUCCCAAAUCAAUCGAAGACUUUCAAAAACGCGGAUGGAGAUCGCGCGCUUGUCAUUGCUACAAAAUCCUGCGAUUAUUGUCGAGCUACUGAUCAUUAUUUGUACCAAUGUAGGGAAUUCGACAAGCUAACUAUCCCUAAACGAUGGGAGUUUGUAAAACAACGUAACCUCUGCAGAAAUUGUCUCGGAAAGAACCAUUCUCCAUGUACCUCCAGAUACCAUUGCAAACACUGUACGAAAUUCCAUCAUUCAAAAUUGCACUCCACAAAAUCCUCCCUUGGCGGCGAUCAUCAGAAAAGGAAGGAUCCGCCUAAGUGA